Molecule: messenger RNA, 2242 nt
Organism: Stylophora pistillata
Lineage: Eukaryota; Metazoa; Cnidaria; Anthozoa; Scleractinia; Pocilloporidae
Product: folylpolyglutamate synthase, mitochondrial
Biological process (GO): tetrahydrofolylpolyglutamate biosynthetic process
Cellular component (GO): cytoplasm; mitochondrion; cytosol
Molecular function (GO): tetrahydrofolylpolyglutamate synthase activity; ATP binding
Source: RefSeq, a predicted model, not a curated record
GUGAACCGGGGUUAGCAAGUUGUCUGGAACAGUUUGAUGGUGUCACUUUGUAAAUAUAUGGUUUCUCGCCGCUUUACCACUGCGGUACAGCUGUCAGCAGAAAUAAUGCAACAAAGGACUUAUGAAGAUGCUGUGAAGAAACUGAACUCUCUUCAAACGAAUGCUCAAGUCCUGGAGCAAAUCCGAAAAACACGGGGACGGCUUGCACAGAAUAAUUUACCGGAGAUGAGAAGCUUCACUGAACGAGCUGGGGUCAAAAUGGAGGAUCUAGAUAAGCUGUCUAUUAUUCAUAUUAGUGGAACAAAAGGAAAGGGCUCAUCUUGCGCAUUUUGUGAAAGCAUUCUACGUCAUGAGGGUCUUAAAACAGGAUUCUAUAGUUUUAUUGUGCUACAGGAGGAAGGGAAAAACUCCAUGCCAGCAUACUUCAGAUUUUUGACAUUGCUGUCUUUUCAUGUCUUCCUCAAAGAAAAGGUUGAUGUGGUAGUUCUUGAGGUUGGCAUUGGAGGUGCUUACGACUCUACAAACAUUGUCAGAAAUCCUGUUGCUUGUGGAGUGACCUCUCUUGGCAUGGACCAUGUAACCACAUUGGGUGGAACCAUAGAAAGUAUUGCUUGGCAGAAGGCUGGGAUAUUUAAGCCAGGAGUACCUGCUUUUACUGUCCCACAACCAGAAACAGCCCUGGAAGUUGUUGCUGAUAGAGCAAAAGAAAUAAGGGCUCCUCUUUUUGUCAUUCCUCCCUUAGAUGACUAUCCAGGAAGCCUACCAGAUCUUGGUCUGGAAGGAGAUCACCAGCUAUUGAAUGCAUCCCUUGCUCUACAGCUUUGUCAAACAUGGAUUUCAAGAAGAUACAAGAAGGCUGACAAUUGUGAAGUGGAAAAUGGAACAAGCAUUAAAAGAGCAUCUACAGAAGAAAAGUCAUCAGAUGAACCCUUCAGUAAAAAGGCUAAAGUUGAAGUUCCUGUUGCACAAAUAUUUGAAAUCUCCAAUACUUUUAGAAGUGGUUUGAAAAAUACCAGAUGGUGUGGACGAAACCAGGUUAUUGUUAGACCAGCAGUUACUUUCUAUUUGGAUGGUGCUCACACACCAAGGAGUAUGGAGGCUUGUGCCAGGUGGUUCAAAAAGAGGGCAGAUGAGGAAAAAGUAAAAGAAAAAGAAAGAGGGACUGUUGCACGAGUGUUGCUAUUCAACUUGACUGGUGGGCGUGAUGCCCAUGGUCUUCUUAAACCAGUUAUGAAAUGUGAUUUUGAUCAUGCAAUUUUCUGCCCCAAUAACAUCAGUCUGAAUUUGAAAAGCAGUGAUUCAGAUCUGACAAACUUUACUGUAAGUCGCGAUAACCAGUUGCGAUGGUGUGUGGAGAACCAACGUGUCUGGAUGGCUCUGAGAGGUGCAGGCUUCCAACCUCAUGCAGACCCAACAGGGAACUGUACAGAAAUUACAAAUGGUGACCAUGUGAUCAAGAAUGGUCUAGAUGAUGGCCCAUAUUCGACCAUAUUUCCUUGCGUUUCUCAAGCAAUUCGCUGGUUACUAGGAGGGAGAGAUUCUCUCAUAGAAGAAUUUUGCCGAGAGGAUUUGCCAGUACCAGAUUUUAUUAAAAAGGCUUCAAGAGUUCAGGUUCUAGUUGGAGGAAGUUUGCAUCUUGUUGGUACUGUCAUGAAAGUUCUGGGACCAGAAAUUGUGGGAGAUGUUUAAAAUAGAUGGCUAAAAUAGAUGUCAAAAGCAUAUCCACACCCACAGAAUUCUACAGCAAGAGGUCACAGGGAGUUAUUCAGCUAUUGGCAGCAAUUGAAAAUGACUCAAUAAUCAGUGAUUGAAAACUUGCUUUCUAGAAAAUGAUGAUGUUGGUAGUGGUUGAUACCCAAAUCUAAGAAAUUAGCUGACCAAAAUAAGUGUGACAUAGUUAAUGAUAUAACUUUGUGCAUAAUUUUUGAUAAUCCACCUGACUGAACUAAGAAAAUUGGUUGUUAUAUUAUGUAAGGAAAGAUAACGAGGCUACAUUUUUCCAAAUAUUUUAGUGAAAGUGUUGUUCAUUGGUUUGUAUGUAUAGAUAUAUUUAUUUUGGUAACUUACUUCUGACAGUCACGUCUUUGAAAACCUGUUUCUUUGAAUAACUUGCCAUAUUCUAGUGGCACAUGAUUUUGUUGGCUGAGGCUUUAUUAAGAAAAUUCAUUGAAGUUGUUUUAAUCAAUUUGUAACCUAUCUACAAAGUUUAGAUUAUUGCAUAUUAUUUUGUUAUGGGUUGAAC